This is a messenger RNA of Dryobates pubescens (Downy woodpecker), 2263 nucleotides long. Its product is annotated as coatomer subunit alpha. Gene Ontology annotation, molecular function: structural molecule activity; protein binding. The transcript is spliced from 18 exons. Bases 1 to 2205 code for a protein of 734 amino acids. Lineage: Eukaryota; Metazoa; Chordata; Aves; Piciformes; Picidae. The record is from RefSeq and is a predicted model, not a curated record. Gene Ontology annotation, cellular component: COPI vesicle coat. Gene Ontology annotation, biological process: intracellular protein transport; vesicle-mediated transport.
AUGGUAAGGCCUGGGGGGGACCCAGCAGCUCCUGCCUUGGCCCUGCUGGCCAAGCAUGCCAUCAUGAUCUGCAACAGGAAGCUGGAGUCCCUCUGCAACAUCCAUGAGAACAUCAGGGUCAAGAGUGGGGCCUGGGAUGAGAGUGGAGUCUUCAUCUACACCACCAGCAACCACAUCAAAUACGCUGUCACCACGGGGGACCACGGCAUCAUCCGCACGCUGGACCUGCCGAUCUACCUGACGCGGGUGCGGGGCAGCAGCGUCUACUGCCUGGACCGGGAGUGCCGCCCCCGGGUGCUCAGCGUCGACCCCACCGAGUUCCGCUUCAAGCUGGCCCUCAUCCACCGCAAGUACGACGAGGUGCUGCACAUGGUGAGGAAUGCCAAGCUGGUUGGGCAGUCCAUCAUUGCCUACCUGCAGAAGAAAGGCUACCCAGAGGUGGCUCUGCACUUCGUCAAGGACGAGAAGACUCGCUUCAGCCUGGCCCUGGAGUGUGGCAACAUCGAGAUUGCUCUGGAGGCAGCCAAGGCUCUGGAUGACAAAAGCUGCUGGGAGAAGCUGGGGGAGGUGGCCCUGCUGCAGGGCAACCACCAGAUGGUGGAGAUGUGCUACCAGCGCACCAAGAGCUUCGACAAGCUCUCCUUCCUCUACCUCCUCACCGGCAACCUGGAGAAGCUGCGCAAGAUGAUGAAGAUUGCCGAGAUCCGCAGGGACAUGAGUGGGCACUACCAGAACGCUCUCUACCUGGGAGAUGUGGCUGAGAGGGUCAGGAUCCUCAAGAACUGUGGCCAGAAGUCCUUGGCCUACCUGACAGCUGCAACCCAUGGCCUGGAUGAGGAGGCUGAGAGCCUGAAGGAAACCUUUGAUCCUGAGAAGGAAACGGUCCCAGACAUUGACCCCAAUGCCAAGCUGCUGCAGCCUCCUGCUCCUGUCAUGCCCCUGGACACCAACUGGCCCCUGCUGACCGUCUCCAAGGGCUUCUUUGAAGGCACCAUUGCCAGCAAAGGCAAAGGAGGAGCCCUGGCUGCCGACAUCGACAUCGACGCCGUGGGCACCGAGGGCUGGGGGGAGGACGCAGAGCUGCACCUGGAUGAAGAUGGCUUUGUGGAUGCUGGAGAAGGCUUUGGAGAGGAAGGCCUGGCCAAGGGGCAGGAGGAAGGAGGGGGCUGGGAGGUGGAAGAAGAUUUGGAUCUUCCCCCUGAGCUGGAUGUGGCUGCUGGCCCUGCAGGAGCAGCAGAGGAUGGAUUCUUUGUGCCACCCACCAAGGGCACCAGCCCAGCUCAGGUGUGGUGCAACAACUCUCAGCUCCCUGUGGACCACAUCCUGGCAGGCUCCUUCGAGACAGCCAUGAGGCUGCUCCAUGACCAGGUGGGGGUGACCAACUUCGGGCCCUACAAGCAGCUCUUCCUGCAGACCUACGCCCGGGGCCGCAGCACCUUCCAGGCCCUGCCCUCCCUGCCUGCCCUCUAUGGCUUCCCUCAGCGCAACUGGAAGGAAGGUGGCCUGAAGGGUGCCCUCCCUGCCGUGGGGCUGAAGCUCAACGACCUGAUCCAGCGCCUGCAGCUCUGCUACCAGCUGACCACCGCCGGCAAGUUCGAGGAGGCCGUGGAGAAGUUCCGCUCCAUCCUGCUCAGUGUGCCCCUGCUGGUGGUGGACAACAAGCAGGAGAUAGCUGAGGCUCAGCAGCUGAUCGCCAUCUGCCGCGAGUACAUCGUGGGGCUCUCCAUGGAGAUCGAGAGGAAGAAGCUGCCCAAGGAGACCCUGGAGCAGCAGAAGAGGAGCUGUGAGAUGGCAGCCUACUUCACCCACUCCAACCUGCAGCCCGUGCACAUGAUCCUGGUGCUGCGCACCGCCCUCAACCUCUUCUUCAAGCUCAAGAACUUCAAGACCGCCGCAGCCUUCGCCCGGCGCCUGCUGGAGCUGGGCCCCAAGCCGGAGGUGGCCCAGCAGACCCGCAAGAUCCUCUCCGCCUGCGAGAAGAACCCCAGCGACAGCCAGCAGCUGAGCUACGACCCCCACAACCCCUUCGACAUCUGCGCCGCCUCCUACCGCCCCAUCUACCGCGGCAAGGCGCUGGAGCGCUGCCCCCUCAGCGGCGCCUGCUACUGCCCCGAGUUCCAGGGGCAGCUCUGCAGGGUCACCACGGUGACAGAGAUCGGGAAGGACGUCCUGGGGCUCAGGAUCAGUCCCCUCCAGUUCCGCUAGGCCUGAGCUGGCCGGGCAGGGAACCUCCCUCAGCUGCCCAGCAGGGUGGGAGCCUUCC